This is a messenger RNA of Poeciliopsis prolifica (blackstripe livebearer), 3316 nucleotides long. It is a transcript of the gene mfge8b, whose product is annotated as milk fat globule EGF and factor V/VIII domain containing b. The transcript has 11 exons. The coding region runs from base 137 to 1594 and encodes 485 amino acids. The record is from RefSeq and is a predicted model, not a curated record. NCBI's taxonomy places the organism in Eukaryota, Metazoa, Chordata, Actinopteri, Cyprinodontiformes, Poeciliidae. Gene Ontology annotation, molecular function: calcium ion binding.
GUUCAUAGCGCUCGAGCCACCGCAGCAACAGCGUCCAAACCAAACCGCCGCGGAGCUCCGACUGAGCCGUUUUCCCGCAGACUGACAAACUGCAGCUUCUUCUUCUUUUUUUUCUCGACCGACGAAAACAGCGGCCAUGGAGGAGCAGGCGCGUUACUUCUUCUGGGCGCAACUUCUCGCGGCUUGCCUGGUGUCUGGGGUGAAAGGUGACCUCUGUGAAGUGAACGUUUGUAACCACGGGGGAACUUGCGUGACCGGGACACGGACUCCAUUCAUUUGCAUCUGCCCCGACGGCUUUUCAGGUGAAACCUGCAAUGAGACUGAGACAGGGCCUUGUAGCCCCAACCCCUGUCAGAACGACGGCAUCUGCGAGGCGACUGGCCAGAGCCGCCGCGGUGACGUCUUCACCGAGUACGUCUGCAAAUGUCAGCCCGGCUAUGAAGGAGUCCACUGCCAAACCAGUGUCCCGCCAGAAAAUUUAAACUCUGUGAAAGACGUAAACGACUGUGCCGUCCAGCCGUGUGAGAACGGCGGCACCUGCCGGGACUUGGACGGAGACUUCAAAUGCCACUGCCCCUCUCCAUAUGUGGGCAAACAUUGCCAACUGCGCUGUAUUUCUCUCCUCGGCAUGGAGGGCGGGGGCAUCGCCGAGUCCCAGAUCACGGCCUCGUCGAUCCGCUACACCAUGCUGGGCCUGCAGCGCUGGGGCACAGAGCUGGCCCGCCUCCACAACAAAGGACUGGUCAACGCAUGGAGCGCUGCGCCUCAUGACAAGAACCCCUGGAUACAGAUCAACAUGCAGAGGACGAUGCGUUUCACGGGCAUCGUGACGCAGGGAGCCAGUCGCAUCGGCACAGCAGAAUUCAUCAAGGCCUUCAAAGUGGCUUCCAGUCUGGACGGCAGGACGUACACCAUGUACAGGACAGAAGGACAGAGAAGGGACCAGGUUUUUGCGGGAAACGUGGACAACGACAGCACCAAGACCAACCUGUUCGACCCCCCCAUCAUCGCGCAGUACAUUCGCAUCAUCCCUAUUGUGUGUCGCAAGGCCUGCACCCUGCGCAUGGAGCUGGUGGGCUGUGAACUCAACGUAUAUUCAAACACUCCAGGUUGUUCGGAGCCCAUGGGCAUGAAGUCUCGCCUGGUGCUGGACCGCCAGAUCACGGCUUCCAGCACCUUCCGCACCUGGGGCAUGGACGCCUUCACCUGGCUGCCGCAGUACGCCCGGCUGGACAAGCAGGGCAAGACCAACGCCUGGAUUCCCGCCACCAACAGCCGGUCUGAGUGGCUGCAGGUGGACCUGUUGUCUCCCAAGAGGAUAACAGGAAUCAUCACUCAGGGAGCAAAAGACUUCGGCUCUGUCCAGUUUGUUUCAUCGUUCAAAAUAGCCCACAGUAAUGACAAAAGGUCCUGGACUGUGCUGCAGGACGAAACCACGCGCAAAGACAAGAUCUUUACCGGCAACAGCGACAACAACGUUCACAAGAAAAACAUCUUCGAGCCGCCGUUCUACAGCCGCUACGUCCGCAUCCUGCCCUGGGAGUGGCACGAGCGCAUCACCCUCCGGAUGGAGCUGCUGGGCUGUGACGAGUAGCACGGUCUCUGCUCUACGUCCACAUCUCACCCCCCAACCCGCCCCGGUUCUCUGUUCUUUUCUCCCGAGCCUGCACUGCCUUGCUCUCAGCUCUAGGGGGCAGCAAACAAUAACGUAGCACCCCACCAAAAGCCUGGCUGGUCGCAGGUGGGAGCCGUCACCCCCUAACCACUGUGAGCAGAAUCUCGAUUCAGCUAAACUUGCCUAUUGUUUUUUGUUGUUGUUAUUUUGUUUUUUCUGUUUUGAAUCAAAUUGCAGAGAAAGGUCCGCUCUUAUCCCCCCCCAUGUUUUAUGAAAUAAAAGUGUUAACUUCCUCCGCCUUGUGUCAGAAGUCAGGGCGACUCAGUCGGUGCUGCUUGAACUCUGAUCCUGGAUCAGCAAACCUCAGAGACCCACAGCUGGUGAUGUACAUAACCCAACCUUCAGUCCAGCAUUCACUGUCCCUACAAAUCCAUAUGUAGAUUAUCUCUAGACGACACUUUGAGGUGUACAUAUAUGGUAGUUUAAAAAAAAAAGUAUUUUAGCUCGAAACCUGAAAGUCUUAUGAACAUGUUUGCUGUGAUUCUGUUUAGUAAAUCAAAUAGUGUUUAUAAGAGUUUUAUAUUGGUGAAAAAUCUAAAGUAAGACCAGUUUAUGCUCCUUUUCCUCCUUUGGUUUAAUAUCCAGAGAGUAAACUCUGUAUUUAUUAAUUCCUCAGGUAGCAUGCAAAAAAAAAAAAUAAAUUCUGCUAAACAUAUUUCUGUAAGUAUUUCUAAAAUCUGGCCGCUUGUCUUAUUCAAAUUCCUUUUUUUUCUCCAUUUCAAAAGCUAUUUAGUCAGUUUUUCAUCAAAACAGUAACAAAUUCAGAGACUAAAGCCUGUGGGUGAGGGAAAAAAAGACUGAUGGAUGUAAUUUCAGGUUAAAGCCACUUUCCUCCAUAUGCACCCUAAAUGCUACUUCUCCUCACUCUCUUCAUUGUUUCCUGGUUGUUUCACUUUUUAUGGCACUUUGUUCUUGUUUCUUUUUGUGCUAUUGGGAACUAAGAAAAUAAUUUUGUGUAUGGAGUGUUAAAAGUGUGGACCGUCAGUUGGCCCUCGUUCAGGAAGACGGAGGGAGGCCUUUACGUUUUAUUAUCAUUCGGCUUGCCAGCAAUGGAUGUUGACGCUUGCUGCCUUGAUUUACUGUUUAUUUUGGGUCCAGCAUUAUUCCUUCUGGUUCAACUAUAAAAAGAAACCAAAUUAGAGCCGAUUGUUCCGCUUUCGCCGGACGCGACACGGCCUGCCAAAUCAUCAGCAUCCGCGGCCCCUCCCGCCGCUGCAUCCAGACCCUUUAUCAUCCCAUGAAUUAUGAAUUUUGGGCUCGUGCAAUAUUAUACAGUGUUGGUUUUGAUAACAGUGAAUAUAAAUUUGAGGCGUUUAAAAAUGCAUGAGGGGACAGCCGCGCCACUGAGAUGCUGAUGUCAGACACUGUACAAUAUUUAUUACAGCCACCCUGUUCGCGUCUGCAUGCGUUUCUAUCGACGACGGCGACACGUUUUCAUUUCCUCUGCGUUUAGGUCACCGUUUUUAGUUUUCUAUGAACGAUCAGUAAAAAAGAAAAAGAAAAGGUUUUUAAAAAAUGUUUAAGAAUUCAAAAUGUAUUUCUUGACUUUUGAGAGGGUUUGAUGUUCGUUUUCAAUCCAAUGUUCACAAAAUAAGAUCUUUGUAUAUUCAAAGUUUAAAUAAAGAAUUUAAAAACACAAUA